Sebastes umbrosus (honeycomb rockfish) is the source of this 2551-nucleotide messenger RNA. RefSeq lists its product as uncharacterized. The coding region runs from base 495 to 1799 and encodes 434 amino acids. Gene Ontology annotation, cellular component: membrane. Gene Ontology annotation, molecular function: keratan sulfotransferase activity; N-acetylglucosamine 6-O-sulfotransferase activity. The transcript has 3 exons. NCBI's taxonomy places the organism in Eukaryota, Metazoa, Chordata, Actinopteri, Perciformes, Sebastidae. The record is from RefSeq and is a predicted model, not a curated record. Gene Ontology annotation, biological process: N-acetylglucosamine metabolic process; keratan sulfate proteoglycan metabolic process.
UCUUGCACCUGCAAACAAAUUAUGAUGGCAAUACAGAAGAAGCAGUAUCAUUUUUUGUUGUUGUUGAUGGACUUAGUGCUUAUCUCACUAUGUUGGUUUCUUAUUUACCAGCCUGUUAAGAUCACAUGCAUUUCCGAGACGCAGUGACACGUACCCUACGGCAUCAAAGCGUAAUGCACGGCGAGGCAAUCUUGCAUCCAAUCUAGAGACUGAGCUCCAGUAGCCUGUGUGUGGUCUCUGGAGGCUGGCUGAGACAUGCCUCCUCCUCGCUCAGCCUCUCGCUGCUCUCCAUCCACCGCGGAGCAUCUCCGGCUCUGAAUCCACUCUGGACACACACCGGCUGUAGCGCGCGAUCUACACGCACACACACACACUUGCACACAUGCACACACACACAGACACACGCACACAUACACACACACGCUUACAAAAUGCAGCGCACAGAGGUCUGGACCGGCCGGAGAAAAUCCUCCUGUGUCUGACUGAGUGCGUUUAUGCGUGAAGGAUGUAGAGCCAGAGGGGGGGGCAGGAUGGAGUGCUCCUGGAAGACGGUGCUGCUGCUGGUGUGUGCGUCUCUUGGGGUCCAAUACACGGCCAUCCGCACCCUGAGGGACUCUCUGUCUGGGCCCUGUCAGGGAACCUACCGCUGCCAGACCAGGCACCACAGAGACUCCAGGUGGAGAGCCUUGUGCGAUGACAGUUGGAUGUCCGUUGAUUUGCCCCGGAAGCACAUCCUUCUGUUUGCCACCACGCGCAGCGGCUCCUCCUUCACCGGGCAGCUCCUCAACCAGCACCCAGGGAUCUUCUACGUGUUUGAACCUCUCUACCACGUCCAGCAGGCCUUCACCAACUCUAGCAGCAGGCUGCGUCGCUCCCUGGAUCGCCGGGCUCUACUGGGAGCAUACAGGGACCUCCUCCUCAAUCUGUACACCUGUGACCUUCACUUCAUGGAGAAUUACAUCCGCCCGGAGCCCCAGGACCACGUCACGAGCUCCUUCUUCCGCCGAAGCUCCAGCCACGCCCUUUGUUCCCCUCCCGUGUGCUUGGAAGGAGGGGACGUGACGCCCUCUGAUCCGCCUGAUGAAGCUUGGUGUCCUAAAAAGUGUGGGGCCCUGAACCUCACCCUAGCCUCUAUGUCUUGUCUGGCAAGGGAACACGUAGCCAUAAAGACUGUGCGAGUCCCUGAGGUGGGGGACCUGCGCACCCUGACAGAAGAUCCACGUCUGGACCUGAAGAUCAUCCACCUGGUGAGAGACCCCAGAGCCAUCCUUGCCUCGCGCAUGAUGGCGUUUUCAGAUCAAUUCCGCGCUUGGAAGAUAUGGAACGCGACGGGACGGCAGCCUCGAUACGUGGACCUGACGCAGAUCACCAGCACCUGCAAGGACAUGGCGGCCUCUGCGGAAACAGGCCUGCAAAGACCGGCGUGGCUGCGGGGACGCUACCUGUUGGUGCGGUACGAGGACCUGGCGUGCAACCCGCAGGACAAGGCCACUGAGAUCUACAGGUUUGUGGGGCUGGAGAUGGAGGACAGGGUGCGGACGUGGAUCGCAAAGAACACCAACAGCGAUGCGUUGUCUCCGUCGGAGUGGAACUACAGGUACUCCACAACCAGAGACUCCAGAGCAACAGCAGAGAGCUGGAGACUUCGUCUGGGCUUUGACAUCGUGAGGACGGUGCAGAAUCUGUGCAACGACACUCUGGCUCUGCUGGGAUACAAGCAGGUUCACUCUGCAGCCGAACUCAGAAACCUGUCUCACAGUUUAGUGGAACACAGGACCUCUCAACCAGUCACAUGGUAGAUUUGAUUAAAACAAAUGCACUGUUAUUUAUUUAUUUAUUUAUUUCAGCUGACUUUCCUCUCUGUCAUGAUGCUGAUAAAAUGAAUGUAAUUUAUCUUAUUUUUUAAUAAUGCCUAAAGUAAUUUAAUAUCACAUUUAUUAAAAGUGCCAAAUAUCAAGUGUGUGUGGCGCUGGAAAAGGUCUAUACUGCUGUAUGUGUUGAUUGAAAACUCUUCUCGAAAACACCGACUUCUGAUGUGAUGAAGUUAUUAGGCUGUUUUUUUUUUCUUCAUGAUUUAAAUUUUCUCAUAAUUCAGUGUUUGAACGAAAGAGAAAAGACACUUGAAAUAGCCCAGGUACCAUUUCAGAGUAAAUCUGACCUUAAGUCAGACAGAAAGUGAUGUUCCUGAAGGUGAGACGCACAGGAAGCGAGGAGGAUUUAUUUGUUAAAAAAAAAAAAAAAAAAUUAUAGGGCUUGCCUUCCAAGUGUCUCUAAUGCAUUUUGAAAAAAGGAUUAAAAUGUCAUGUCGUAGGUAGAAAAUCUUCUGCAGCGCACAGCAGCUCUAAUUUCCAUGUGAAGAUGUUGAGAAUAUGAGAACAUAUUUGUUUUGCUGUAAAUACUGAUUAACUGCUGCAAUGCAAGCGAGCAAACGUUAUGUACUGGAUGUGUUUGAACAUUUUUUUGUCGGUGUAUCUAUACCGUUUGUAUUUUCUAGACUUUUUCAAAUAAAUUAUUCAUAUGUAAGUAAUACAUAUCUACCACACUGCUGAAA